Molecule: messenger RNA, 411 nt
Organism: Arachis stenosperma
Lineage: Eukaryota; Viridiplantae; Streptophyta; Magnoliopsida; Fabales; Fabaceae
Product: heavy metal-associated isoprenylated plant protein 27-like
Exons: 1
Coding region: 1-411 (136 amino acids)
Molecular function (GO): metal ion binding
Source: RefSeq, a predicted model, not a curated record
AUGGGUGUUUUUGAUAGUAUUGGAGAGGUGUGUGAGGAAUGGUGUGGAAUACAGCACAAAAGUAGAAAGCUAAAGCAAAUACAGGGAGUGGAAAUAAAGGUGAAGAUGGAUUGCGAAGGGUGCGAGAGAAGGGUAAAGAAAUCAGUGGAGGGGAUGAAGGGCGUGACAGAAGUGGAAGUUGAACCCAAGCAGAGCAAGUUAACUGUAAAGGGUUACGUGGAUCCAGAGAAAGUGUUAGAGCGCGUGAGGCAGCGCACUGGGAAGAAAGCAGAGUUCUGGCCAUAUGUACCAUACGAUGUCGUUCCGCACCCAUAUGCGCCAGAGGCUUAUGACAAGAAGGCUCCGCCUGGGUACGUCAGGUACACCACCGCCUUCAGCGAUGAGAACCCCAAUGCUUGCACUGUUAUGUGA